AUGCCCGAAGCUUUGGGAAUUGAGGAGAACGAGCUCAAAGCGCAAAAUCCGCGUUUCCUGCUCCGCCAACCUCGCGCCUUACAAUGGUUCGAGCACGGCCGCUUGGUCAAGCGCCAUGAUUGUGAAAGACAAGCUGGUCGCUUUGAGCUCUUCCUCGAUUUGCUCUAUGUCGCCAUCCUAUCGAACUUCGCCGACACUCUGGCCGAGGAUAUCUCGGGCGCAAAACUCGUCAAAUACAUUUUGAUCCUGUCUCCAUCAUGGCAUGUAUGGAGCGACAUUCGCGAAUUAAUGAACUCGUUCUACAACGACGACCUCCUGCAGCGUCUUCUGAUCCUCUGGCUCAUGGCUGUUCUGGUUGUCUAUGGGAAUAAUGCGCCUUUGGUGGAUGAGGAUAUAGGUGCUAUGCGCGCGGCUGUCGGUUCCUACAUGGUCGCGCGCGUAACGUGCAACCUCACGCAUCUCGUUUUCUCUUUCGCGAGUUACCACCACCGCCGGCAACAGCGACUGUGGGCCGGCCUCUCGACACUCACUUUGUGCAUCUACAUCCCGCUCUUCUUCGAAAACAUUUCCAUCCGCGGCAAGAUUGCGGCUGCGGCCGUCGCAGUCUCGGUAGAGGAAAUCCUUUGGGUCUUCUGCUAUUGUCCCGCGGCAAAGAAGUUGCUUCGCGUCAAGUAUUCCACUGCUGUUGAUGUCGGGCAUGAGAUUGAUCGCUUUGCAGCGUUCUACAUUAUCGUGCUGGGCGAAUUCCUGUACCUCAUCAUCAAGGGGUCAAACGCUGCCGUUGGCUUGAAUGAGCGUCUGCUACGCGCAGUCUGGACCUUGGUCAUUGCGUUCUGUCUCAAUUGGCUGUAUACCCACGCCGACGGGUCGAUGGAAAGUACACACCCACUGCGACACAAUGUCUAUACUGCUUUCUCCUUUGCUAUGAUCCAUCUGCCGCUUAUUGCCAGUCUCCUGGUCGGUGGCCAUGUCGCAGCUGCAUCUGUUGCCGAGGAGGAUUUUGAAAAUCCUCAAAGGUGGCUGCUGUGUGAAGGAUUAGGUGUUGGUAUGAUGUGUCUAUACUUCUUCGCUCUGAUACACUCCUCUCAGGAUGAACGUGGAUGCCUGGUCAUGCCCAAGCAUGUUCGUAUCAUCAUGCGACCGAUCACCGGUCUCAUCACUAUUUUACUUCCCCUUGCGCAUCAUCUCAAUGCCACAGAGAUUCUUUCCGUCAUCAUGGCGAUGUACGUUUUCGUGUUGGUCUGGGAAACUGUCGGCUCUCUGAGAAAGGGCGCUUGCUUCUUUGAGAGAUGGACAGAUACCGGCUAUCCUGAAAGACAAUCACAGGAUGUGGAAACGAAGGAUGCUGGAAUCUGA
This is a messenger RNA of Penicillium argentinense, 1356 nucleotides long. RefSeq lists its product as uncharacterized. Bases 1 to 1356 code for a protein of 451 amino acids. Lineage: Eukaryota; Fungi; Ascomycota; Eurotiomycetes; Eurotiales; Aspergillaceae. The record is from RefSeq and is a predicted model, not a curated record. The transcript is spliced from 4 exons.